AUGUUCUGUAAUCCACGAGCUCAGUUUACACCUGCAAUUCUUAGUCGCAUCUGUCGCCAAAUAGGCUCGUUCCAUAUCCAUCCGCUAGCUGCUUCGUUCCAUCUCACAUCCUGCGUGCUUCGCAGUCGCGCCCACCUGCUCAUCGUCUAUACAAAGUGCCUUAAUAUACCGAAUACCUAUUUGAAGAUGUUCUUCGUCGAAACCGAAGGCUUCGCAUACGGUGGCACGUGUGCCCCUCUAAGCGACGACGACGAACGAGAUGUGUCGUUGAAUCGCUUUGGAAGUAAUUCCUCCAGCGAGUCUGGUGAACACCGUGAUAGAUCGUACUACGGUGGUCGCGAUACGGACCGCUUCUUCGGAGGCGCAUUUGAGGGGGACGAGAGCGAUGGCGAUGUGGAUGGCGUAGAUGAUGAACCACCGGCUGAGCUAGUUCCCCUUGGAAUGCGUGGUGGCAGUGGGUCGUCAAGUGUGCGCAGUCCCAGAAACCGAACACGCAGUGGAUCAUAUCAACACAAACCUGGUUUCUUCGCUUUCGAUUUCGGUGCUGCCACGAAGGCUCGUGCGAUUGCAGAAAUUGUCCAAUUAGUAAGUCAUGUCUUCGAGGCACGAAAUGUUGCUGAAACUAAGAAUCAACAUUUGAAAUUACUCCAUUUCCAAAGUGCAGACUUUUAUAAACUGACUCAGGAGAAAUUGGGUGCAGGAGCAUAUGCGAGUGUGCAAACUUGCGUGUCAAUUGCCUCUGGGAAGGAGUAUGCUGUUAAGGUUGUUGACAAAAAUGAGGAAUCGCACACCAGAUCGCGAAUUUUGCGAGAGGUCAACACGUUUAAGAUGUGCAAAAACCAGCCGAACAUUGUCCAGUUGAUUGAAUGGUUCGAAGAUGAUGUGAACUUCUACAUGGUUUUCGAGAAGAUGCGUGGAGGACCUUUGUUGGAACACAUCAUCCGGAAAGGCUAUUUCACAGAAGAAGAGGCUCGCCGUGUCACUGUGGACAUAGCUACUGCGCUCAAGUUCCUCCACGACCGAGGAAUAGCACAUCGUGACGUGAAGCCGGAAAAUAUACUGUGUACUGAGCCGGACCGUGUGAGUCCCGUGAAGUUGUGCGAUCUAGACCUGGCCAGUCGUCCGGUGAAAGGACAUUCUCCACCCAGAAUGCCUCAAAUUGCAUCAGAGCCGGAUCUUGCAUCUCCAGUUGGAAGCGCUGAGUUCAUGGCUCCAGAAGUGGUGGACGCAUUUGUCAACGAUGCCCUUCGAUAUGACAAAAGAUGCGAUAUGUGGUCGCUCGGAGUCAUUCUAUACAUCAUGCUUUGCGGUUACGCACCUUUCCAAGGCGAAUGUGAUGACGAAGACUGCGGUUGGUCAGAAGGUCAGCCAUGCGACGAUUGUCAACAAGAGUUGUUUCGUCGUAUCCAGUGCGGUGAAUACGACUUCCCAGCAGAUGAAUGGAGCAUGAUCAGUACAGAAGCGAAGCAUCUUGUCAGUAGCCUACUGGUGAAAAAUGUGAGCGAGAGGCUUACUGCAAAUGAAGUUCUCGACCAUCCUUGGGUUAAGCAGAGCGCUCCCAGCACAAUUCUUCAGACUCCUAGCAAUCUGUUCCGAAUUGAUUCUGCCCGCGAUGUGCAGCAGAUGAGCGAGCAUUUCAACGUAAUGAACCGUUUUGUGGCAGCUCGUCUAAGUUCUCGUCUCGAAAAGAUCCCUAUCAAUGAGGAUGACAGGGUAAGCACAACUGACUCCGUCAGUAGUGCUAGCCCAACAGAGCCACCAACCACCCAGUUCGGCGGUGAUCGCCAGUCACAUCAGACGCUGCCGCUCUUCAUGAUGCCUCCUGAGGCUUUCGUGGAUCCAUUCAGUGGUAUGAUGGUGUACCCACCAAGUAGCGAGACAGCUUCACUUGAAGUGAAUGCGAACCAAAACAAUAGCGUUGAAGUGCAGUCCAGUGAUGUUUCAUUGAAGACCUGCGCCUCCGGACUUGCGGUUGGGACGGCUUCACCUGCAUCGCACCAAGCUUGCAACACUGUGAAUGACAUGCGCCGCUAUAUUACCAGCGUCUCCCGUGGUCCUACUCCAGAGACAUGCCAGGGCGCAGUGGUUAGACAGAGCUCUAAGCCUGAUUUGCUUGGUCAGCAACAUCGUGAAACAGAAGUGAAUGUUUGA
Necator americanus (New World hookworm) is the source of this 2151-nucleotide messenger RNA. RefSeq lists its product as uncharacterized. The coding region runs from base 1 to 2151 and encodes 716 amino acids. Gene Ontology annotation, cellular component: cytoplasm; nucleus. Gene Ontology annotation, biological process: peptidyl-serine phosphorylation; intracellular signal transduction; protein autophosphorylation. Gene Ontology annotation, molecular function: calcium-dependent protein serine/threonine kinase activity; calcium/calmodulin-dependent protein kinase activity; calmodulin binding. The transcript is spliced from 16 exons. The record is from RefSeq and is a predicted model, not a curated record. Lineage: Eukaryota; Metazoa; Nematoda; Chromadorea; Rhabditida; Ancylostomatidae.